AUGACUGGCGAUACGCCCUUGGGCCUCCACCUGGUGGUAUCUGAAACGCCACCAGGUGGUGAUACUACACCGUUGACCGUCGAUGCUUCAGACGAGUACCUGGAUGAGAUAGUGGAGACACGAGCCACCUCCAUUUUCCACGGCUCCGGCAGUUGUGCCAUGGGCAGCGUAGUGGACUCGGAGCUGAGGGUAAAGGGUGUUCAAAACCUGAGAAUCGUCGACGCUUCGGUGUUCCCCGUGUCUAUCGGCCGGCACCUUCAGGCUGCUACGUAUGCUCUAGCAGAGCAGGCAGCCGACAUCAUCUCGAAGGAUAAGACCAUCCCGAGCCGGGGUGGUUGA
This is a messenger RNA of Anthostomella pinea, 339 nucleotides long. The record is from the annotation of a GenBank genome assembly. Lineage: Eukaryota; Fungi; Ascomycota; Sordariomycetes; Xylariales; Xylariaceae.